AUGGACUCCAUUAGAUCAUUAACAUCUUCUUCUUCUUCUUCCACUUAUUCUGUUGCUGCUGUUGAUACUGAUAUCCCCCCUCUUGAAGAAAAGUAUGAUGUGUUUAUCAGCUUCAGAGGUGAUGAAACACGCGAUUCUUUUACCAGCCAUCUUCACAAGGCUUUACUUCGGAAGAACAUUGAGACCUUCAUGGAUGACAGACUUGAGAAAGGAGACGACAUUGGACCUGCCCUUCUAGAAGCAAUCGGGAGAUCGAAAAUUGCACUAGUCAUUUUCUCAAAAGAGUAUGCUUCUUCCACUUGGUGUUUGAAAGAACUUGUGCAUAUACUUAGAUGCAAGAAAAACCAUGGAAAGAUUGUUAUACCCAUUUUUUAUCGCAUAGAUCCAUCAGAUGUACGAAAACAGCAGGGAACUUAUGCACUUGAAGAUCGUCCACUUAAGCGCAGUAGGGAUGAGGUGGCCAACUGGAGGGCUGCUUUGGAGGAAGCAGCCAAUAUUUCUGGGUUUCAUGAUUCAAGAAAAACAGGGAGGACAGAGGCCGAUUUUGUUGAGGAAGUUGUUCAAGAUGUUUUGACAAAAGUGAACAUGUCUAGGGGAAAAGGGUUUAGUCAGGAUCAACCUCCAGCUCGAACAGUAACACUGAUGUUGCGCCCAAAAGAAAAUGAUAUUCCAAAGCUCCAGCGAAAGAUAACUGAGGAAGAAGAGAUGAAAAGGAAUGAAGAAAGAGAUAGCGACGGCGGCAGCAGCAGUAAGAACAAUAUUUGUCAGAAUGAAAUUACCGCAACCAAUGGCGCCACAGAUGUUGGGGUCUCCAACUUUGACAACUACGCCGUCCAAGGUAAAGUGGGCAGCGAAGGAACGAAGGGCUUCCCUGGACGUAGCGGUGGUUACAACAUUUCUGGAAAUAAAAUUAAGGCAAACAAAGCCAGGAAUGUUGGGGUUCACAACAUCGGCAACACCACAUACAGCGUGCCUUUUACCACUGAGGAGGAUCAUGAUAUUCCAAAGCCCCAGCGAAAGAUAACUGAGGAAGAAGAGAUGAAAAGGAAUAAAGAAAGACAAAGCGACGGCAGCAGCAGUAGGAACAAUAUUUGUCAGAAUGAAAUUACCGCAACCAAUGUCGCCACGGAUGUUGGGGUCUCCAACAUUGACAACUACGCCGUCCAAGGUAAAGUGGGCAGCGAAGGAACGAAGGGCUUCCCUGGACGUAGGUGGUUACAACAUUUCUGGAAAUAA
Molecule: messenger RNA, 1236 nt
Organism: Prunus armeniaca (apricot)
Lineage: Eukaryota; Viridiplantae; Streptophyta; Magnoliopsida; Rosales; Rosaceae
Source: the annotation of a GenBank genome assembly